Messenger RNA from Ochlerotatus camptorhynchus, 2296 nucleotides. It is a transcript of the gene Ddx1, whose product is annotated as ATP-dependent RNA helicase Ddx1. Gene Ontology annotation, biological process: ribosomal large subunit assembly. Gene Ontology annotation, cellular component: cytosol. NCBI's taxonomy places the organism in Eukaryota, Metazoa, Arthropoda, Insecta, Diptera, Culicidae. The record is from RefSeq and is a predicted model, not a curated record. Gene Ontology annotation, molecular function: ATP binding; protein binding; nucleic acid binding. The transcript is spliced from 3 exons. Bases 89 to 2275 code for a protein of 728 amino acids.
GGAAAAAUUGUGAAAUUACUCUGCAAAUUCAGUAAAAAACGCACCGCUCAUUACGGUACCCGGUGAACUCAACCAUUCCCCAGCGAAAAUGACUGCUUUCGAAGAGUUCGGCGUAAUGUCGGAGAUUGGCAGUGCGAUCGACGAAAUGGAAUGGAUGCUACCGACGGACGUACAGGCGGAAGCAAUCCCGUUGAUUCUGGGCGGUGGGGAUGUGCUGAUGGCAGCGGAGACCGGCAGUGGCAAGACGGGUGCGUUCUGUUUGCCCAUUCUGCAGAUUGUUUGGGAAACGUUACGAGAUAUUCGUGAUGGAAAGGCUGGAAAACCGGUAGGACAUAAGACAAAACCAUGGACUCUCUCCUAUACGGAUCGGGGUCAUGCAAUGGCGGUGACCCCGGAUGGAAUGCGCUGUCAGUCGCGGGAGUUUAAGGAAUGGCACGGAUCCCGAGCGACCACUGGAGUGCGUGGUAAGGGCAAGUACUACUACGAGGCUACGGUCACGGACGAGGGACUGUGCCGUGUGGGAUGGAGUACGGAACAUGCGAGCUUGGAUCUGGGAACGGACAAGUUUGGAUUUGGAUUCGGCGGGACCGGAAAGAAGUCCAAUAGUAAGCAGUUUGAUAGCUAUGGAGAGGCAUUCGGAAAGAUGGACACGAUCGGGUGUAUGCUGGAUUUGGACCGCGGAGAGAUCAGUUUCGCGAAGAACGGAACGAUGCUGGGAUUGGCGUUCAAGAUCAACGAUGGAAAUUUGAAGAACUCAAGUUUCUACCCAGCGGUGGUACUGAAGAAUGCCGAAAUGUCCUUUAACUUUGGCGAAACGGAUUUCAAGUAUGCCAUUCCGGAUGGAUUCGUUGCGGUUUGCAAGGUGCCACAUGACAACUUGGCGGUUAAUCCGAAUACGGGAGGCGAUAGUGCUUCGCAGGAUUCGAAACCGAAGCCGAAUGCACCGCAAGCGAUCGUGAUUGAACCAUCCAGAGAGUUGGCAGAACAGACAUUCAAUCAGAUUCAGAAGUUCAAAAAACAUCUCAAAGAUCCGGAAGUUCGAGAAUUGCUGGUGAUCGGAGGAGUUAGCAUCAAGGAUCAGAUGGAGGUGCUGCAGCGUGGUGUGGAUAUUAUUGUAGCAACUCCGGGUCGAUUGGAGGAUUUGAUAAGCAAUGGGUAUGUGUUGUUGAGUGGCUGCCGCUUCUUCGUGUUGGAUGAAGCUGACGGUUUGCUGAAGCAGGGUUACACGGAGCUGAUCGAACGAUUGCAUAAGCAAAUUCCAAAAAUUACAGCCGAUGGCCAUCGACUGCAGAUGGUUGUUUGCAGUGCCACCUUGCAUUCAUUCGAAGUCAAGAAGCUAGCCGAACGGCUGAUGCAUUUCCCUACUUGGGUAGACUUGAAGGGAGAGGACGCCGUUCCGGAAACAGUCCAUCACGUAGUUUGCAUGGUUGAUCCGCAGAAGGACAACGGUUGGCAAUCGUUGCGACAGCACAUUCAGACCGAUGGGGUUCACGCCAAGGAUAACGUUCGCCCGGGGUCCAAUACGGCCGAAACCCUAUCCGAAGCGAUCAAAAUGCUCAAGGGAGAGUACACGCUGAAUGCAAUCAAUGAGCACAACAUGGACCGGGCGAUCAUAUUCUGCCGCACUAAGCUUGACUGUGACAACAUGGAACGCUAUCUGCGGCAGGUUGGCGGCAACAAGUACUCGUGCGUUUGUCUGCACGGCGACCGGAAACCCCAGGAGCGGAAAGCCAAUUUGGAGAAGUUCAAGAACAAGCAGGUCAAGUUCCUUAUCUGCACGGACGUGGCGGCGCGUGGAUUGGAUGUUUCUGGCCUUCCGUUCAUAAUCAACGUAACACUGCCGGAUGAGAAGAGCAACUACGUGCAUCGGAUUGGUCGCGUUGGCCGUGCCGAGCGUAUGGGUCUGGCCAUCUCGUUGGUAUCAACCGUACCGGAAAAGGUCUGGUACCAUGGUCAGUGGUGUAGUUCACGUGGUAAGAGCUGCUGGAAUACCAAUCUCACCGAUGUGAAGGGAUGCUGCAUGUGGUACGAUGAGAAGAUGUACCUGGCGGAAAUCGAAGACCACCUGAACGUGACCAUCCAGCAGAUCGACAAGAACUUGAAGGUUCCGUUGAAUGAUUUCGAUGGUAAGGUGACCUACGGUGAGAAACGAAAGAACACCGGCACCGGUUACAAGGAUCACGUGGAACAGCUGACACCGGUUGUCAAGGAACUGGCCAACCUGGAACGCGAAGCGCAGAAUCUUUUCCUAAAGCGAUCCAUGAUGGUUAAGUAAAUAUUUAAGGUAUGCAUUCUA